Exserohilum turcica Et28A is the source of this 480-nucleotide messenger RNA. RefSeq lists its product as uncharacterized. The transcript has a single exon. NCBI's taxonomy places the organism in Eukaryota, Fungi, Ascomycota, Dothideomycetes, Pleosporales, Pleosporaceae. The record is from RefSeq and is a predicted model, not a curated record. Bases 1 to 480 code for a protein of 159 amino acids.
AUGACAAACUUCCUCAACUCGGUUGCCGCCCGCGCAAAGGCCCACCACGAGAGCGUCAACGCCGCCUGCAACGCCUACUACACUGGCUCGCUCCCCGCCUCGCAACAAGCCUCGCCCUCUGCAUCCCGCAACUCGUCCAUGGCAAGCCCUUCAUCCAGCCACAAGAACCCAACCAACCUUUCCAAGGCGUGGAAGGCCUUCAAGAAGCACCACGAGGAGAUGAACGCCGCCUUUGCCGCCUACUACAGUCCAAACAGCUCUCCCCACGCCUCGCGCAACACGUCUGCCGUCUCCAGCCCCAGGCACAGUGUCGAGGCCCCGAGCAAGUCGCUUGCUGCCGACCACACAGUGCAGCUUCAGGCCGAGCAGGCUCCCCGCAACUACCAGAAGGCGUGGCGGGGCUUCAAGAACAGGGUUGUCGAGCACCACCGCAGCAUCAAUGCCGCUUUUGACCACACCUAUGGCAUGCACAUGAAGUAA